UUAUUAGGUAUAUAUCAUUAUCGCUAUCGACCGUAAUUGUGGCUUAGUUGGUCAGGAAGAAACGUAAGGUCAACUGAUAGACGAUGUUAUUUCUAAUCUGGGUGGGGUUGAUCCUGGCUGCCCUCUGGUUGUACUACCACCAGGUGUACUCCAGGUUCAGUAAACAUGGCAUCAAGCAUUUCAAACCGCUCCCUAUACUGGGUAAUAUGGCCAGGCUUAUGUUCCGUAUUGAUCUGUUCACUGAAAGUAUAGAAAGAAAUUACUAUGCGUUUCCAGGGGAAAGGUUUAUCGGCAAAUACGAUUUUGUGCACCCAACCGUCAUGAUAAGGGAUAUCGAACUGGCCAAGAAGAUAGGGAUCAAGGAUUUCGAACACUUUCUAGACCACAGAAUAUUCUUGAACGAGAAAACUGAUGCGUUUUUCGGACGUAGUUUGAUCUCGUUGAAAGGUAAUGAUUGGAAAGACAUGCGCUCAACAUUGAGUCCAGCGUUCACCAGCUCCAAGAUGCGUUUUAUGGUACCUUUCAUGGUAGAUGUGGGCAAUCAAAUGAUUGAGACGUUGAAUAAAAAAAUCGCUGAGUCGGGAGUAGGUUACCUGGACGUCGAUAGUAAAGAUCUUGCCACAAGAUACGCCAACGAUGUCAUCGCGAGCUGUGCUUUUGGUUUAAAAGUAGACUCUCAUACAGAUCAAAACAACGAAUUUUACUUGAAAGGCAAAGGGUUGACAAAGAUAACGUUUAAACAAUUAAUAAAAAUGUUUGGAUUCAUGUUUGUCCCUAAAAUUAUGGAAAAAUUGAAAAUUGGUUUAUUCUCAAAGAGCCACGCUAACUAUUUCAAAAACGUCGUACAAUAUGCAAUGAAUGAUCGUGAGGAAAACAGGGUGGUGAGGCCUGACCUCAUCCAUCUGCUAAUGGAGGCCAAAAAAGGAAAAUUGUCCCACGAUAAAGAAAUGGCAACGGCAGAUGCUGGCUUCUCCACAGCAGAAGAAUCAGCGGUCGGGAAGAGAGAAGUAAACAAAGUCUGGUCAGACAACGAUUUGAUUGCUCAAGCCAUUUUGUUCUUCGUCGCUGGUUUUGAGACCGUAUCAUCAGCUAUGGCGUUUACUCUGCACGAACUGACUAUAAACCCUGAGGUUCAGGAGAAACUGGCGGAGGAGAUCAGGGAGAAUGACAGGAAAACUGGUGGCAAAUUUGAUUUCGACUCUAUUCAGAAUAUGGCAUAUAUGGACAUGGUUGUUUCAGAGGCCCUCAGGCUGUGGCCUCCAGCGGUGGGUUUGGACAGAAAGUGUAUCAAAGACUACAACCUGGGCAAACCCAACAGCGAAUCUAAAGAAGAUUUUAUAAUCCGUGAAGGAGAGGGUAUAGAAAUUCCUGUGUGGGCCUUUCAUCGGGACCCUAAUUACUUCCCAGACCCUCAGAAGUUCGACCCUGAAAGGUUCUCUGAAGAGAACAAGCACAACAUCAAACCUUAUACAUACAUGCCGUUUGGAAUUGGACCCAGAAAUUGUAUUGGUUCAAGAUUCGCGCUGUGUGAAGUCAAAGUGAUGUUAUACCAGCUGCUACGUGAUAUGGAGCUGGUGCCGUAUGAGAAGACAUGUAUACCGUCCGAGCUGGACCGACAGUCAGUGAACCUCAUGAUCAAAGGAGGCCAUUGGAUGCGGUUGAGGAUCAGACAAUAGAAGAACCACUUAUAUACCACGUGGACGAUAAAGGAAACUAGGAAACUGUAGGAUAUAUAAUAUAUAUCGUUGGUUAAAUAGAAAAAAGGCACUAUUCAAAAUGUAUUUUGUUUUUACAAGACAAGUAUUUAAA
Molecule: messenger RNA, 1809 nt
Organism: Achroia grisella
Lineage: Eukaryota; Metazoa; Arthropoda; Insecta; Lepidoptera; Pyralidae
Product: cytochrome P450 9e2-like
Exons: 11
Coding region: 84-1676 (530 amino acids)
Molecular function (GO): iron ion binding; heme binding; monooxygenase activity
Source: RefSeq, a predicted model, not a curated record